Dictyostelium discoideum AX4 is the source of this 3393-nucleotide messenger RNA. RefSeq lists its product as hypothetical. NCBI's taxonomy places the organism in Eukaryota, Evosea, Eumycetozoa, Dictyosteliales, Dictyosteliaceae. The transcript has 3 exons. The record is from RefSeq and is a predicted model, not a curated record. The coding region runs from base 1 to 3393 and encodes 1130 amino acids.
AUGGAUAAAUUUAAAGGUAAAAUAAAAGGGAUAUCCCAACAAAGAGGGGAGCAAGGAAAAUUUCAAUUUGAUUUUAAACUUAUAAGUGUUGAAAAUUUACCAGUUACUGGUAAUUGUUUUGUAUCAUGGAAAAGAGGUACAAAAUCAGCAAGUAACGGGAAAACAAAAGCUGUUACAAUCAAUUCAAAUAAAUCAGCAUCAUUUAAUCAUUCUUUUUCAAUGGUUACAACAUUAUAUAAAGAAAAACCACCAAAGAAAACUUAUGAAUCAAAAACUAUUGCAAUUUCAAUUAAAGAUGAAAAAAAUAAAAAAUCAAUUGCAAAAACAAUGAUAGAUUUAGCAGAUUUUACAAAUUUUAAAGAUGAACAAUUUAAAUCAAUUCAAAUUAAACAAAAAAAGGGUGGACCAAUUGUAAUUGCAAUGAAUAUAAAGAGUAAAGAGAUGGAAAUUAAUCCAGAUGAUGAACCAGCAACAGAGACCGAUUUAAAUUCAAAUGAUGGUUCCGAUGAUGAAGAUGGUGAAGAUUUUGAACAAGAUGAGGAUAACUCAUCAUCGUCAUUAAAUACCAAUAGUAAAUAUAGUAAUACCAAUAAUAUCACUGGUAGACUAAAUGAUGAUGAUAUUUUAGCACCAACAAAUGGAGGUGGUGGUGCUUUUAAAAAGAUGUCUGCACCAAUUUCAUCAACUAAAUCUGAAUCAAUUUCAUCCAAUUCAUCCACACCAACUAAAACAUCAACACCAUCAACACCACCAUCACAUUCAGUUGAACCAACAACCACAGUGAAACCAUUUAGUAAUGAUACAGAGGCAGAAUUGAAUGCAUUACUCUCAAAACCAUCAUCUAAACCAAAAACUAUAGCAGAACCUGUAAAAUCAACACCAGUAGUAUCAUUAUCAUCUGCUUCCAACUAUAAUCCAGGUAAAGAUAAAGAUUGGAAGAGAGAAGCUGAUGAUGCAAAUCAUAGAGUUCAACAAUUGGAGAGACAAGUGGAAGUAUUACAAAGAGAUUUAAAAAUGAAUCAAAACAUUGCAGCCAAUGGUGGCGGUGGUGGUGUAUCACAACAAGAGUUUGCGGAUUUAAAGAAAAGAUUUAGAGAGAUUUCAGGUGAUAACAUUGAUUUAGAGGAUAAAGUUAAGGAAUUGGAAGAGAAAUUAGCAAAUGCAUACAGACAACAACCAAUCUCACAAGCGGCAGGCGGUGCAAGUAGACAAUUAACCGACCUCCAAGAACAAGUACGUCAAAAGGAUGCAUCUAUUCAAGAGUUAAAUAUAAAGAAUAGACGUUUGGAAAGAGAUCUUCAAGAUAAGGAUCAAGAGAUUGCAGAUCAAACUGAACAAGUUAAAUACUAUCAAGAACAAGUUAAAUCUGCUCAAUCCGCUGCACAAAAAGCUAUUGCUGCCGCAGCUGCAGCAUCCUCCUCAUCAAGUGGACCAUCAAAUGAAGAGGCACAAGAGGAGAUCGCAUACUUAAAGAGAGAAAUACAAUUAUUGAAGGAUCAACAACAAUCAUCAUCGGUUGCAGUUGGUGGUGGUACAUUAGAGUUAAAGAGAAGAAUUCAAGAUCUUACCAGAGAGGUUAAAGAGAAAGACGAUGCAUUGGCUAAAUUGAAAUUGGGUGGAUCACCAACAUCAGCAGGUGGUUCAUUAUCAUCAAUUGCCGCACAAACCUCUAGUAAUUUAACCAUUACAAACCUUGAGAAACAAAACACAGAAUUGAAUAAAACAUUAUUAACACAACAACAAGAGAUCGAUAGAUCAAAACAAGAGAUUCAACAAUUACAACAACAACUUUCACAAGCACAAAAGAAGAUCAAUAGUGUUACCAAUUCACCACCACCAUCAGUCAUUACCACAGAGGAACUAUUGAAACGUGAAAAUGGUGACCUCAAAGAUAAAGUUGCCGCUCAACAUCACGAAAUUAAACGUAUUCAAGAGAAAUAUGAUCAAUUGAAUUCAAGAUUCAAUGAUGAAAUCGAAGAGACCAACAAUGUAGUCAAUGAAUUAAGACAACGUGAAGAGGGCCUUGCUAGAAAGGUCGAAGAGUUAACUCAAGAGAAUCAACAAAUGGAACAUAGAUUGGCCAAUGAAAUGACAUCCGCUUCAGCAUUGAGUAUGUCUGCAAUGUCUGCACCAAGUAAAUUUAGUUCACAAAAUAGAGAUAAAGAUAGACAAGAAAGAGAAAAUGCAGAGAGACAACUUGAACUCGCAAAAACUGAAUUAUCACGUGAAAGAGAGAAAACCAAGAGAUUCGAUAGAGAACUUAAAGACUGCAGAGAACGUAUUCGUCUCUUGGAACUUCAAGUUGAAGAAGGUGGUGGUUCAGUUAUCAAACAAGAGAAUCAAGAUAAGGUUGAAAGUAGACUCAUCGAACAAUGUAUUUACACUCAACCAUUGACUUUUGUCGAUGGUACUGGUUCAGUUGCUUCAUCAUUAUACGAACAACUCACUGAUAUUUGUGCAUUCAGUCAAGAGAAUGGUAAACUCUUUACCAAAGUUUAUACAGCCCUUCAACAAGCACUCGAAAGAUCAAUGUACAAUUCAACAGAUUUAGCCUAUUGGUUAUCAAAUAUUGCUGGUCUAAUCCAUUUAAUUAAAGAUGGUCCAAACAAUAUAGACGAUGAUCGUGAUCCAAUUAUCGAUGGUAUCCUCAUCAUGCAAAAUAAUAGUUUCUCUUCAACAUCUCAAAGAAAAACUCCAUCUCAAACUUUUUAUUAUCAACUCGAAAACCUUUUAAGAGAAUCCUACUCAUUACUUUUACAUAGUAUUUAUAACAAGUUAAGACCAAAAUUAACAAAAAUAAUUAGUUUUGGUACAUGUAUUUUAGAUAAAAAAACUAAUAGAUUUUCAGCAGCAGAAAAUGAUGCAGAUAUUAAUAAGAUUUGUAAUAUUUUACAAAAGUAUAUAAAUUUAUUAAAGGAUAAAUUUAUUUUUGAUUCAAUUAUUCAACAAUUCUUUUCACAAACUUUCCAUUUCAUUAGUUACACAUUAUUAAAUGAAGUUUUAAAUGGUGAGAAUUAUUGUACACCAAGUUCAGGUUUCAAAAUUAAAUUAAGUUUAUCUAAAAUGGAUGAUUGGUUAUCUUCAUCAGAAGAAAGAGAAUUACUUUUACCAGCAAGAGAUCAUUUUAUGUCAAUCAUUGAAACUGCUAAUCUUAUGGUAAUCGAUAAAUCAAUUUUCACAGAUUCUGAUAGUGUUAUCUCUGCUUUUGAAACUUUGAAUAUCCUCCAAAUUAAAAAACUUUUAGAAAUCUGGAAACCUGAUAAUCUCUCACCUGAUCCAAUUCCAAAGAAAAUCAUUGCAAGUUUAAAUCAACAAUUGGACUUAAAUACUCAUCAAAGAAAUCUUGUAGUUGAUCCAACAAUUUUAAUUGAUGUUCAACCAAAACUCUCUUAA